Messenger RNA from Anastrepha ludens (Mexican fruit fly), 512 nucleotides. Its product is annotated as nuclear receptor 2C2-associated protein. The record is from RefSeq and is a predicted model, not a curated record. Bases 65 to 484 code for a protein of 139 amino acids. The transcript has 3 exons. Lineage: Eukaryota; Metazoa; Arthropoda; Insecta; Diptera; Tephritidae.
UUAUCGGUUACUUAUUUACAGCGAUUAAUAAAUCACAUUAUUAGUUGUUUUGUUUACCUUUGCUAUGAACUUAUUAGAAAAAGUGAAUUUCGUAUGCAGCGUUAGCUCUGUACAAGGCAAAGAUGUGAAACAAUUCGGAAAGCAGCACAUGUUUGACUCGGUGGAGGACACCUCGUGGAAUUCUAGUGAAGGUACUCCACAAUGGGUAGUAAUCAAUUUUAAGGAGCCGCAAGCAAUCACAAAAUUUUUGCUACAGUUUCAGGGUGGAUUUGUUGCAAAACCUUUAUCAGUUAACAUUCAAAGGAUGGAUGGUGAACUUAUUGUAGAAGAAACAUUCUACCCAGAGGAUGUAAACUCUCCUCAGACUUUUCCAUUAAAGCUGCCUGUGUCAAAUAAAGAAGCAGCGAAGAUUAAGUUCUUAUUCCCAUCAAGCACAGACUUUUUCGGGAGAAUAAUUUUGUAUAAAAUUGAAAUAUAUGAAUAAAAUCAGUUUUUGUCUAACUUCUUUGGAA